Molecule: messenger RNA, 897 nt
Organism: Didymodactylos carnosus
Lineage: Eukaryota; Metazoa; Rotifera; Eurotatoria; Philodinida; Philodinidae
Source: the annotation of a GenBank genome assembly
AUGACUAGCCUAACUUAUAAGCAUAUUACUGAAAUAGUCGAUAAUUAUGAUGGAUUUUUAUUUGAUCUUUGGGGGGUAGUGGUUGAAGGUAAUUAUAAUUAUCCCGGAGUGGUAGAUAAUAUUAAUCAUAUAAUUAACAGAGGUAAAAAAGUUAUUUUCAUUACCAAUGCUCCGCGUACUAUAGAACAUUUGUCAUCUAGGCUUACCGCUUGGGGGAUUAACGCUAGUAAAGAAAUGAUCAUUAGCUCAGGAGAAUUAGCGGUUAAUAUGAUAUUGAAUAGUAAGAAAAUUUUUGCUAUUAAUAAGCCUUUAAUAUAUCAUCUUAGUAGUGAUCAAAAUAACCUAACAGAGAAUGCGCAGAUCUCUACUACUCUUAAUAUAAAUGAAGCUGAUAUUUUGCUUUUAACGUUACAUUAUGAUGAAGAAGAAAAAGUAAAUUUAGAUAAAUUUGAUAGUUUAUUACAAACUGCCGUUAACAGAAAAAUGAUUACUAUUUGCGCUAAUCCUGAUCUUGGAAUAAUGCAACAAGGAGUGUAUAGGUACUGUGCUGGGUAUUUUGCUGCUAAAAUAAAGCAAUUUGGAGGUACAGUAAUUUAUACCGGGAAACCAUACUCUGAAAUAUAUCAGCUGGCAUUAAGUAAAUUACCAAAUAUUUCUAAAAAACGUAUUCUGAUGGUAGGCGAUACUUUUUAUACUGAUAUAUUAGGCGCUAAUACAAUAGGGAUUGACUCUGCGUUAGUAUUAACAGGUAAUGCUACCAAAUUUCAUAACCAAUACUCUAUAUUAGAGGAGAAAUUAGCACGCAUAAAGAUCGCUGCUCUAGAAGAAGAAGUAAUGCCUAAUUUUGUUGUUGAAUUAGGAAAUGGGCAGGAAUUGCUUGCGCCAAAAUUAGCUUAA